UAUUAUAACCAACUUUAUUCCGCUUGCUUUAUUAUCGCUCUUUUUAACAUGACCAGUAUCAGUUUCGAGGAGGCUUUCAGCCCGAGGCACUCCCCACACCCUCUCCCCGGGCGGGGGGCGGCUUCUGGCCCUCGCCCCGCCCCUUCACCCUUCCCCGGGCCUGCGCGCUGCAGCCAGCGGCAGGAGCGCGGUGCCGGGAGCGGGGCGGCGGCCGGCGGCGGCGCGGGGUCCGCCAUGAGCUUCCUCAUCGACUCCGCCAUCAUGGUCACCUCCCAGGUGCUGUUCUUUGGAUUUGGAUGGCUAUUCUUCAUGCGCAAGCUCUUCAAGGAUUACGAGGUGCGACAAUAUGUUGUGCAGGUGAUCUUCUCUGUGACUUUUGCCUUCUCUUGUACUAUGUUUGAGCUCAUCAUCUUUGAGAUUUUGGGGGUGCUGAACAGCAGCUCUCGAUAUUUUCACUGGAAGCUGAACCUGUGUGUCAUUUUGCUCAUCCUAGUCUUCAUGGUACCCUUCUACAUCGGUUACUUUGUUGUGAGCAAUAUCAGAUUAUUGCACAGACAGAAACUACUUUUUGCAUGUGUUCUAUGGUUGACAUUCAUGUAUUUCUUCUGGAAGCUGGGGGAUCCAUUUCCCAUCCUCAGCCCAAAACAUGGAAUUCUGUCUAUAGAACAGCUCAUCAGCCGCGUGGGUGUGAUUGGGGUGACACUCAUGGCCUUGCUGUCAGGAUUUGGUGCUGUCAACUGUCCAUACACUUACAUGUCCUACUUUCUCAGGAAUGUGACAGAUGCAGAUAUUCUCGCUUUGGAGCGACGACUCCUUCAGACUAUGGAUAUGAUUGUUAGCAAGAAAAAAAGGAUAGCAGUGGCUCACAGGACAAUGUUCCAGAGAGGAGAAGUGCACAACAAACCCACUGGCUUCUGGGGAAUGAUAAAAAGUGUUACAACAUCUGUCGCAGGCAGUGAAAGUUUGCCAGAUCUGUCCCUUAUCCAGCAAGAAGUGGAUGCCCUAGAAGAGCUGAGUCGGCAGCUUUUUCUGGAAACUGCUGACCUGCAUGCAACAAAGGAGAGAAUAGAGUACUCCAAAACUUUCCAGGGAAAAUAUUUUAAUUUUCUGGGUUACUUUUUCUCCAUCUACUGUGUCUGGAAAAUCUUCAUGGCAACUAUCAAUAUUGUCUUUGACCGUGUGGGGAAGACAGAUCCAGUCACAAGAGGAAUUGAGAUCACUGUAAAUUAUUUGGGAAUCCAGUUUGAUGUGAAAUUCUGGUCUCAACACAUUUCCUUUAUUCUUGUUGGAAUAAUCAUUGUCACCUCUAUCAGAGGCUUGUUAAUUACACUUACAAAGUUCUUCUAUGCCAUUUCCAGCAGCAAGUCCUCCAAUGUUAUUGUACUGCUUUUAGCACAGAUCAUGGGUAUGUAUUUUGUAUCAUCAGUGCUCCUGAUUCGGAUGAGUAUGCCUCUAGAGUAUCGCACUAUUAUAACAGAAGUCCUGGGAGAGCUCCAGUUCAACUUCUAUCAUCGUUGGUUUGAUGUUAUAUUCCUAGUUAGUGCACUAUCCAGUAUCCUCUUUCUCUACUUAGCACACAAACAAGCUCCAGAAAAGCAUAUGGCCCUCUGAGUAAGGACUGCAGUCACUCACUGCUCUUUUGUCCUUUCUGCUGGACUGCUGCAACUCCUGUGGACUGCAAAACUUGAAGAGAGCCAUGACUGUUCUGUGCAUUCAAGCAGUGUAACUGGCUCUUUGAACUUCCACAGGUCUUCAAUCAAGCCCUGUGGCUCAUUUUGUUUAGGUGCCACAGCCUGAAGGAAAGGGAAUGCACAACUGAAUGUGAGAUAAUUCAUUGCCGAGGAAUAAAGGGAAUCCAUGGUACACCAGUAUCUAGGGGGAUCAGAAAUUACAUAAUAGGCUGUCUGAUAUAAGACCUCUUGGUUUUAGAAGAACAUCUUCAUAGAAGGCAUCAAGGAAAUGUGAUUUUUCUUUUUGAAAAGCAACUCAUAAUUGGGAUUCAGAGGAUGAUAAUUCCUGAACUGGUUGUGGGUGUCUGUGGAAUUAAAUAAGCUUUUGUAAUAUCUCA
Molecule: messenger RNA, 2068 nt
Organism: Anas platyrhynchos (mallard)
Lineage: Eukaryota; Metazoa; Chordata; Aves; Anseriformes; Anatidae
Source: RefSeq, a predicted model, not a curated record